Messenger RNA from Candidozyma haemuli, 1266 nucleotides. It is a transcript of the gene FTH2, whose product is annotated as Fth2p. Gene Ontology annotation, biological process: iron ion transmembrane transport. Gene Ontology annotation, cellular component: plasma membrane; high-affinity iron permease complex; fungal-type vacuole membrane. The transcript has a single exon. Gene Ontology annotation, molecular function: ferrous iron transmembrane transporter activity. Bases 1 to 1266 code for a protein of 421 amino acids. Lineage: Eukaryota; Fungi; Ascomycota; Pichiomycetes; Serinales; Metschnikowiaceae. The record is from RefSeq and is a predicted model, not a curated record.
AUGAAGGAUCUCAACCAGAUUUUCUCGAUCCAGAUCUUCUUCAUCAUCCUUAGAGAAACCCUAGAAACGGCCAUCAUCAUCUCGGUACUUCUCUCGUUCAUCAAUAAGAACAACCCUCAACCAGUGGAGGAGGAAGAGAAUGGAGAGGAUUCCGAGGAGGCGCUUGCCGAAAGGAGAGCCAAGGUUGCUCAUAUAAAGCUGGUCAAUAAGGGCCUUCGGCUUCAGGUUUGGCUCGGUGCUAUCUGUGGUUUACUUGUGUGUCUUGUCAUUGGCAUUGUCUUUAUCACAUUGUUCUACUUUGUGGAGAAGGAUCUUUGGUCGUACACGGAGAGACUCUGGGAGGGUAUCUUUUCGCUUCUUUCCAGUGUGCUUAUCACGGUGAUGGGCAUUGGGUUGCUUAGAAUCAAUAAGUUCAUGAAGGUCAAGUGGUGGGUCAAGCUUGGCGAUGCAUACGCUACUCAGCAGCCAAAUAUGCUUGAUAACAGUGACAUGACUGAAAUGGAUGACUUUGCCGGUGCCGGUGUGGGCUCUUCCGAGGACUCCGAUGCACUUUUGGGCAAUAACAAUGCUCCAGUGAAGAAGGAAGAGAAGGAUGGGUUUACCAGUAAAUACUACUUGGCCAUCUUGCCAUUUGUCACGACGCUUAGAGAAGGUCUUGAGGCUGUUGUGUUUGUUGGCGGUAUUGGUAUGUCUCAGCCAUUGUCGUCGCUUCCACUUGCAGUGUUGGCUGGUGUUGCUUGUGGUGCUGCUGUCGGUUACACCUUGUACAGAGGAGGCAACAAGCUUUCGCUUCAAUACUUCUUGAUCUGCUCUACAUGCUUCUUGUACGUUGUCAGUGCCGGUCUUAUGAGCCGAGGCGUGUGGUUCUUGGAGUUGGAGAGGUACGUCAGACUCUGCGGAGGUCUUGAUGUCAGUGAAACCGGUAGUGGUCCUGGCUCAUACGAUAUCAGCACGGCCAUCUGGCAUGUCAACUGCUGCAAUGGUCUUACGGAUGGCUGGUGGAUGGUUGCCAAUGCGUUGGUUGGAUGGACCAACACCGCUACGUACGGCAGUGUUUCGUCAUACUUGGCAUACUGGAUCCUCGUUUCGUUAUGGCUCAGAGCCAAGUUGUACGAGGAGAAGCACGGAAGAUUGCCAUUGAUCCCGGUGAAGUGGCAGAUGAAGAAGAUUAGAAAGAAGUUGAAGCUUUACGAGGCAAUGCAUACACAGCAGCAAUCGACGGCAGAAGGCGAACGCCAGGCUGAAGCCGCCGCUUACGUCGCAUAG